CUCUGUGCCGCACUGCAGGUUUCAUUCCCCUCCUUGGAGAAAUUGGCGAUUUCAAGGAUAGGCAAAUUAAAGAUGAUAUGGUAUGGUCUAGUUGCUCCAGACGCUUUCAAGAAAUUGACAAAGAUUAAAGUGGAAAGCUGUAAUAAGCUGGAGCAUGUGUUCAAAUCCGAUAUGGCACAAUCUUCUGUGAACCUUGAAAAGCUGAGCAUUACAGACUGCUCUUCAUUAUCGGUCAUAUACGAUCUGCAAGGGCUCAUAGUGAACCCAGGAGUGGAAAAUGCUGCCACCACUGCCCAUCUGAAAGAAUUGAAUCUGCAUGGGUUGAGCGAGUUAAAGCAUAUAUGGAACGGGGACCCCACAGGAAUCGUCAGCUUUCAGAACUUGUCCACUGUUGAUGUUACUAGAUGUGGAAGUCUCACGUAUCUUUUCCCUGCCUCUCUGGCAGAAAGCCUUCUGAAGCUCGAGAAGCUGACGAUUAGGACAUCUGGCCAGCUAGAGGUGGUUGUUGCUGACAAUGAAGUGGACAAAGUAUCCGAUGACCGCAAACUUCUUUUUCCAGAACUGGAAGACCUCACACUUGAGAAAUUACAGGAACUCAAGAGCUUCCAUUCAGGCAGGUGUAUUUCGCAGUUCCCUUUCUUGAAAAAAUUGACAGUUGAAGGGGCGGGCGACCUAGUGGAGCUCCUUGCUUCUGACUUUGGGAGUUUCUCAGCGCCAUCUAAAAAAAGUUCUCCAGUCCAACAACCUUUCUUCUUAGUUGAUAAGGUUUCAUUCCCUCGGUUGGAGGAAUUAAGUAUUAGAGGCAUGAAGAAUUUAGGAACGGUAUGGCGCGGUCAAAUAACUGGAGAAUAUUGUUUCAGCAAACUUAAAGAGAUCACUGUAGAAAGCUGUGCUGCACUGGUUACCAUAUUCCCUCCCAACACGGUGCGUGCAUUACGGAAACUCGAGAAGCUACAUGUAGAAUUUUGUCCUUCAUUGAGGGUCAUCUAUGACAUGCAAGGACUCACUCAGGACAGAGUGGAAUAUUCUGAUCACGUUGUUGUUGGGGCCCAGCUGAAAGAAUUGCAUCUUUGGAAUUUACCAAAAUUAGAGCACAUCUGGAACAUUGCACAUCCAGGAAGGAUUCUCAGCUUUCACAACCUGGGCUCGGUCAAAGUUAGGAAAUGCGAGAGUCUCAAGUAUGUCUUCCCUCCCUCUGUGGCGAAGGUUCUUUACAACCUUGACGUGCUGUGGAUAGAGAAUAAUAGAGGGCUAGAGGAGAUUGUUGCAGCGGCAGUUGAGAAAGCCGAAAUAGCUGCGGGUACCUCGGAAUUUGUAUUUCCUCGGGCUACAAGUCUGAAGCUCUCUGGACUCCUGGGGCUCAACAGUUUCUGCCAAAGGCGGCAUAUCUCCAAAUGGCCCUCGUUGGAAGAAUUGGAGAUCGACGGCUGCGAUCGCAUCCAAACAUUGUUCUGUCAUAUCGAUUUUUUCCAAGAUGCACCGGGUAACAGGAAUGAUGUGGAAUCUCCUCCUCAGCAAACCCUCUUCUUGGUAGAUAAGGUUUCCUUCCGUUGCUUGGAGAGAUUGGAGAUUUCAUCCAUGAACAGCCUGACAACAAUAUGGCACUCUCAAGUCGCUGCGGAUUCUCUCAGCGAACUUAUAGAAAUCACGGUAGAAGGAUGUGACAAACUGGUGACCUUGUUCCCCCCCGGCACAGUGCGUUCAUUUCAAAACCUUGAGGUUCUAAAAAUAAGAAGAUGCAGUGCAUUGAAAGUGGUGUAUGAAAUAGAGGAGAAUGCUGGUUCUGAUCUUCCUGGCUUGGUAGCGAUCACCAAACUGAAAGAGCUGUCUCUUGCUGAUUUGGCGAAUUUGCAGCACAUAUGGAGAACGGACCCAAAAGGGAUCCUUAGCUUUCAGAAUUUAAGCUCAGCCUCAGUUAUGGGAUGCAGCAGCCUCAGGUAUCUCUUCCAUGCCUCUGUGGCACAAGCCCUCGUUCAGCUUGUUGAGCUGAAGGUAACAAAGUCCAGCCUAGAGGUAAUUGUUGCGAAAGAUGAAGGCAUGCAACCGGCCAGUACCCUGGAAUUUGUUUUCCCUCGAGCUACCAAGCUGGAGCUCUCAGACCUCUCGCAGCUCAAAAGCUUCUACCCAGGCAAAUAUAUUUCUCGAUGGCCCUCGCUGAGAGAGUUGAUGAUCUCUAAGAGCAACAAGGUUGAGAUAUUUGCUUUCGACUCGAAGAAAUCCCAAGCAAUAAUCAGGAAUGGCAAUCAAGCUGAACAACCCCUGUUCUUGGUUGACAAGGGAACAUUUUCCAAUGUGGAAACACUGCAUAUGCAACACAAUGAUAACAUGAAACAGAUCAUAUGGAGUGGGCGCAACCGUCCCAAGCUGACAUGCUUCUCAUCAGGGGUCCACUUCCAUUUCGCGAACCUCACAACUCUGAAAGUUGAGAAUUGCUGCUCUUUGAAGAACAUACUCACCCCAAACAUGGUGUCGGAACUCCCUUGGCUUGCAACACUAGAAAUUAGGGACUGUGCAAUGCUGGAGGCAGUGAUUGUAAGAGAAAAGAAAGCUAGAAAACGUAACAUCAGGCUUGCAAAGUUGAGAUAUAUAACUCUAGAGUCCUUGCCCAUGUUGGUUAGCUUCUGCCCUCAUGGUUGCUUAAUUCAAUGUCCAUCUUUGACGGAAAUGGCCAUAAAAAACUGUCCUGAAAUGAGGAGAUUCACUUCUCCACACCUGAAAGAGAAAGUGUCGAAUGCGAUGGAUGAAAACAGCAAAGAAUCAUACUCAAAUAGUGGUGAUAUUGACAUACCUCAAGAAGCCUUCUUCAAUGAAAAGGUUUCAUUCCCUCGAUUGGAGGAAUUAACAAUUUCAGUUAGGAAUGAUAUGGGGCGGUCAAGUAACUGAAGAUUGUUUCAGCAAACUUAAAGAAAUCACCGUACAAGGCUGUGAUGCACUGGUUACCAUAUUCCCACCCUGCAUGGUGCGUGCAUUAUGGAAACUCGAGAAGCUGAUGGUAGAAUCUUGUUCUUCAUUGGAAG
This is a messenger RNA of Punica granatum (pomegranate), 3017 nucleotides long. The record is from RefSeq and is a predicted model, not a curated record. NCBI's taxonomy places the organism in Eukaryota, Viridiplantae, Streptophyta, Magnoliopsida, Myrtales, Lythraceae.